Messenger RNA from Saprolegnia diclina VS20, 561 nucleotides. RefSeq lists its product as hypothetical. The record is from RefSeq and is a predicted model, not a curated record. Bases 1 to 561 code for a protein of 186 amino acids. Gene Ontology annotation, molecular function: 2 iron, 2 sulfur cluster binding. The transcript is spliced from 3 exons. Lineage: Eukaryota; Oomycota; Saprolegniomycetes; Saprolegniales; Saprolegniaceae.
AUGAUCGGCCGUCGCUGGUGCCACGCCGUCGGGCAAGAGGUGAUUGCGUCGGUGGUGGCGCUGCAGGCGCUUCCGCCGACGCACGCGCUCAAGUUCAAGUGGGGCGGGCAGGUCGACGCCUUUGUGCUCUUGGACGAAGCCCGCCCGGUGGCUUUCGUCAACCAGUGCAGCCACGUAGCGCUCGAGAUGGACUGGAACGACGCCGAGUUCCUCGCGCAUGGCGUCAUCCAGUGCAAGGUUCAUGGCGCGCUCUUCGACCCGACCACCGGCGCAUGCUUGCGGCCGCCGCCCCGCUGCAAGAUGCUUCGGCAUUUGUUUCAGAUUCCCAUCGAGGUCGACGCCGACGGCAAUGUGGUCACAACAUCUUCGCCCACGACACUGCGACCGCGCGCCGAAGCGAUACCGCUGGACGACGCGUACCGGAGGCAGAAGCUCGCGCGCCUGCAGUCUGCGCUGGAGCACGAGGCCUCCGAGGCGCAGAUCGAAAUCGACCGAGUGAACGAGCGGGCGCGGCGCAUGGUUCAGCAAGCGCGGGAGGCCAAGUUGCAUAAGCCCAAGUAA